CAGAGAGGAAAUCUCUACACGCAUCUCUCAAUCAAGUAAGUCCAAGAAGGAUAGCUUAGAAACAAUUCCAACAGAAUUCCACUAUAGUAUUUUAUCUAUCAGAUUGUCAAACUUUUCUUUGGCUUGCCAAACUAAAGCUACUGGACCCUUAUUUCACUAUAAAUACAGGAAACCUCCUUCACUUCAUGCAUAGCCAUUAACCACCUCAUCUUCUUUGAUAUCAAUUCCCAAGCCAGCUACUUGUUCCUGCAAUGGAUAUCUCUUUUAGAGCGAUUUUGCUUUUAUUAGCAACUUUGCUUCUCUUGCAAACUCUAUCUUCUGCUAAGACAUGCAGCGACUGCUUCGUCAGUUCCAAAGCUGCUCAUUACCCGAACUCUGAUGUCCAAGGAUCAGAAAUCGGUGCAUGUGGGUUUGGUUCGUUUGGAGCAACGCUUAAUAAUGGAGAUGUAUCAGCUGCAUCUGAACUCUAUCGAAAUGGUGUUGGCUGUGGUGCAUGCUACCAGGUAAGAUGCACGAAUAAAUACUAUUGCACAGAUACAGGAGUGAACGUUAUCAUAACCGACCAAGGCUCAGGUCCUCAAACGGAUUUCAUUCUUACCAGACGAGCCUUUUCUCGCAUGGCCCAAACCAAGGAUGCAGCUGCAUGUCUGCUAGCCCUUGGCGUGGUAGAUAUUGAAUACAGACGUGUUUCAUGCAGCUAUCCAGACAAAAACAUCACGAUCAAGAUUGAUGAGAACAGCAACUAUCCUCAUUAUUUGGCUUUUGUGAUACGGUAUCAACAAGGCAAGAAGGAUAUCACUGCUGUACAGCUAUGUGAGACACAGAAUUUUGUAUGCAAGCUCUUAGAUAGAAGCUAUGGAGCAGUGUGGACAACUACUUCUCCAGCUAGAGGUCCCUUGAUACUAAGGAUGUUAUUCAGCGAUGAUGAUGAUGAAACAUGGGUUGUACCCAUCAAUAACAUACCACAAGACUGGAAGCCUGGGGCAACAUAUGACAUGGGAGUACAAGUGAACAAAUAGGCUCAUGCACCAACAGAUUGUAUACCAUAUAACUCAUUUGUCCUGGUUAACCACUGUACAAAGUCCUAGUGAUUUCACACAUAUAGAUAUGUGUUUCCUUUUAUAUGUUAAUUAUCUUAUUCUUAUUAGGUAUGGGAAUUGGCUUUGAUUAAGAGAUGUUCUUCAAUAUAAUAAUUAUGACGUUGGCUUGAAUUGCUAGUUAAAUAACAAAGAAUAGGUUUUAAAUUUCACAGU
Tripterygium wilfordii is the source of this 1253-nucleotide messenger RNA. Its product is annotated as expansin-like B1. Bases 252 to 1019 code for a protein of 255 amino acids. The transcript has 5 exons. Gene Ontology annotation, cellular component: extracellular region. Lineage: Eukaryota; Viridiplantae; Streptophyta; Magnoliopsida; Celastrales; Celastraceae. The record is from RefSeq and is a predicted model, not a curated record.